Molecule: messenger RNA, 867 nt
Organism: Lathyrus oleraceus (garden pea)
Lineage: Eukaryota; Viridiplantae; Streptophyta; Magnoliopsida; Fabales; Fabaceae
Exons: 2
Coding region: 1-867 (288 amino acids)
Source: RefSeq, a predicted model, not a curated record
AUGGAAUUAAGGAAGCUAACAUCUUUUGUGGAUGAUCCUAAGGGUUUCAGAGACCGUUUCAGAAGACUUUUAUCUGUGCUAUCUACUAAUGUUGAAGAUGGUCUUCGUUGUACUUUGGUUCAGUUCUUUGAUCCUGUCUAUCGGUGUGUCACUUUCUUUGAUUAUCAGUUGUUGUCUACCAUGGAGGAGUUUUCUUAUCUUUUGGGUAUACCAGUUUCUGAUAGAGUUCCUUUUAUUGGGGUGAAAGGAAUUCUUGAAUCUCGGGUUAUUUCCGAAGCCAUUCAUCCGAGGAACUCUGACAUAGAUGUCAAUCUCACUGUCAAAGGAAGUAUCGGAGGGUUGACUUUAAAGUUUCUAUUGGAAAAAGCUUUUUCUUUUGCUAAUGCUAAUAGCAUGGUGGAAUUCGAGACUAUUCUUGCCUUACUCAUCUAUGGUUUGAUCUUGUUUCCUAACAUUGACAAUUUCGUUGAUGUUAAUUCUAUGAUGAUCUUGUUGAUUAGGAAUCUAGUUCCAACUCUGCUCGGUGAUACUUAUUUCUCCAUUCAUCAUAGGACUUCUAAAGGGGAUGGAACUACUGUCUGUUGUGUGCCUUUAUUGUAUAAGUGGUUUAUUCUACACUUACCGCAGUCUCCUAUCUUCCAAAAAGACAAGGAUUGUUUAAGGUGGUCUGAAAGACUUAUGUCUCUCACCAAUGAUGAACUAGCUUGGUAUUCUUCUAUUUACGACGAUGUUGAGAUUAUUGAUAGCUAUGGAGAGUUAUCUAAUGUUCCUCUUCUUGACAAGCCGUCUCACCGGUGCAAUAUUCGAGCUAACCAGUUGAAGAAGAUGGACCGCCUAGAGAAAGAGAGUCGUGAACUCCGUGAAUAG